AUGACGGAGAGAGCAGAUCGAUCUCGAAGGCAUCGCGAAACAUUCACUUCACAGCUCACAGCGACCAUGGGAGGCCUCACAUACGGCAGCUAUGGCGCUGGAUCUACCUUGGUGAUCAUCGGCUUAUAUAUGCUCUUCCAAGGCGAGGGAGAAGCAUUCAACGUCGGCGCCUUCCUCGAAUCGAUAUCGCCCUACGCAUGGGCGUCGACCGGCAUCGCGUUAUGUAUAGGUCUGUCAGUGGUGGGAGCAGCAUGGGGCAUCUUCAUAACAGGCACAUCCAUCCUCGGAGGAGGUGUAAAAGCACCACGAAUCAGGACGAAGAACUUGAUCUCCAUCAUCUUCUGCGAAGUCGUGGCCAUCUACGGUGUCAUUAUGUCCAUUGUCUUCAGCGCGAAGCUUGAAGCUGUGUCUGAUGAGGGCAUGUACUCGGCAUCAAACUACUUCACUGGAUAUGCACUCUUCUGGUCAGGAGUGCUGGUUGGAGGAUGUAACUUGAUCUGUGGUAUCAGUGUGGGCAUCAAUGGAAGUAGUGCAGCGUUGGCUGAUGCGGCGGAUGCGAGCUUAUUCGUCAAGGUUCUGGUCAUCGAGAUCUUCUCAUCCGUGCUUGGGCUUUUCGGUCUGAUCAUCGGGCUGUUGUUGAGUGGAAACGCCAACAACUUCGAGAGCGCAGCAAAAGGUGCCGCGAUGCUUUCGUGA
Molecule: messenger RNA, 696 nt
Organism: Fulvia fulva
Lineage: Eukaryota; Fungi; Ascomycota; Dothideomycetes; Mycosphaerellales; Mycosphaerellaceae
Product: putative V-type proton ATPase proteolipid subunit
Exons: 4
Coding region: 1-696 (231 amino acids)
Biological process (GO): proton transmembrane transport
Cellular component (GO): proton-transporting V-type ATPase, V0 domain
Molecular function (GO): proton-transporting ATPase activity, rotational mechanism
Source: RefSeq, a predicted model, not a curated record